Messenger RNA from Somion occarium, 1173 nucleotides. The record is from the annotation of a GenBank genome assembly. NCBI's taxonomy places the organism in Eukaryota, Fungi, Basidiomycota, Agaricomycetes, Polyporales, Cerrenaceae.
GGCUUCCUCAACGAGCAGGGUCGAGGAGGUAGAAAGAGGAUUAAUACAGGUGCUCCUGUAGGAGCGCAUCAGCUAUGCUCUCUUAUGAUCAUGGCGUCGCAGGUUGACUGAUCCGCGCCCGCCUAUCGUUAGUACUACCAGUGGCGUAUAUAGCAUAGACUUCAUGAGAUGGUAUGUGUCGCACUUAUAUCCUUCCCUGCUCAGCAAGGUUAUCAACAUGGGUCGAGAUUGGAAUUCACCGGAGGAGCUUCAACGAGAACAAGAGGCGUUCUUGAAACUCGUUCAUGCGCUUGCAGGUGUCUACUAUUGGGGCUUUGUCACAACAUUGAACUUCGAAUGGGCGUUCCUCACUAGGAAGAAGGAAUUCCGCUGGCCCAUGACGUUCUAUUUUCUUGGCCGAUAUUGUCAGGUGCUCUGUAUAAUAGGACUGCUGAUAGUCGUGAACAACACAUCCGGGAGCAUCCAUUGUCAGACACUCUUUACAUUUGCUCAGCUUACAGGGCAAGCUGCGAUAGGCUUUGCCAGUCUUCAGAGCUUACGAGCAUUAUUUUGUUUAUGGGCUCUUCUCAUGCAAGGUGUGAAAAUAGAGAUCAACUCAACCCCGCAAGGGUGCGCAAUUGUCAAUUCACACAGUGCGACAUUACCUGCUACAUUUGCUUACACGAUGUCUCUGGACCUGUGUGUACUUCUUGUGACGAUGUAUCAACUAGUAAUUAUGCAAGGCCGAAGAUCUCAUCUCAUGAACCUGCUCUUCACUGAUGGCCUUAUUUAUUUCGGUUUCGCGUUUAUUGUCAACCUCCCUGCAACAGUCUUUAUGAUAUUGAACCUUAAUCCAUUCAUGUCUGUCCUAUUCGGGUUCCCGACUACCGUUGUCUCCACGGUCAUCGCGUGCCGCGCGGUUCGCCGCCUAUCAGACUUUAACACAAGUGGUCCUCAAGUGUCUGCGGGGUUCCCAAUCACAGAAGAUGCCUUCUCAGAAGCCUCAGCCAGAGUUGAUCACACCAUGUCAUGGAACAUGGCAGCAAAGCAAUCAACAAAUGUGCAUGUUCACAUGGAGACGCUCCAAACUGUCGGCGGCGAUAGUGAAUCAGAGCGCAAGAAAGGCUAUGGAGCCCCGGAAGGAGGUGUGGUCAGUUAUAUAGCCCAUUAGAAUUAUCGCCUUAUAAGUGUCAA